Molecule: messenger RNA, 904 nt
Organism: Medioppia subpectinata
Lineage: Eukaryota; Metazoa; Arthropoda; Arachnida; Sarcoptiformes; Oppiidae
Source: the annotation of a GenBank genome assembly
AAAUAGUGUUUAUAUUUUGAUAACAAUUGAGUGAAUGUUAUAACUGCUAAUUGGGAUCAACUGUAGUGACAAUUGUGACAAUGGUGUGGCCAGAACUGCCGGACAAGUGGACACAUAAGCCGAUAUGGCUGCCCCCGUAUCCAAUCCCCGCCGGAAUGUUCCCAAAUAUGACCGCUUAUUACACCCGCAAAGAGCUCGACGACGAACCACCGAAGAAGAGGUACUACUUCUUCGACACUCCCGACUACGAGGACUGCCAUAAGAAGAUCUAUAACUACGGCCUCUUUGGCGCCAAAGCGGCCGGAAUCUUAGCCAUGUUUGAUGUGAUGGCAAACAAACAGUUGUCUUACGUGAAGGCCUUCGGACGAGUGGCCACUUGUUUCGGACGCAUCGGCGGUUCAUUUCUGAUAUACCCGGCAGUGGUGUGUUGUGUGGCGAACCUGAGGGGCAAACAGCACGACACGUAUGAACACCCCUGGAAUCACAUCAUCGGCGGCGCCUCUAUUGGUCUCAUUUGGGGCUAUAAGUUCCGAAGCACUGGAAUCGGUGCGGGUGUGGCGCUGGCGGGCGCUCUGUUCGGUGUACUCAACCUUCGAGCAAACACUCCGACACCCAAUUUCCCUGAAGGUUGGCAAAUAUUUUUCCCCAACGAUAUCGAACAGAUCCGAGUGGAGAAUGGAGUCCUCGGCGGUCAGAAAUGGGGUGAUAUUAGACUCGGUUGGAGUCUCGCAGAUCCCGGACGCAAACCACUCGAGUAAUAGCCCGACACUCGUAGUGACACUCAAAUUGUUUGUAAAUUAUAAUGAAUUAGGUUUAGAGAUGUAAUCAAAUGAAAGGCAUUUGAUUUAAUUGUAAUAUUUAGCAGAUUUUAUUGGAAUUAAAAUUUUAAGCUUAAAAUUGUUAA